UCACCUUUAUUCACACUAAACUGCAGGAGAUUCAGUGCCCUGAUAACAUUUCUGUGAUGUAUAAUGAUCUAAGGGCAAACUGAGAGCAAGAAGAGAGGAUGCACUUUCAGAACCUGAGAUCCUGGUCUCUGGACAGGCUGCCUGGUGCCGCAGCGACCAGUAGAUGGCAUAGUUUUGUUGAAAGAAAGGAGGAGGCUGGCAGACCUCCGCAGGUAAAAGCAGUUCCUGCAGCUGUGGAUUAAAUAUGAGAAUACACACUUCCCUGCUCUCUUACUCCCACACGCAGGCCUGUGUACUGGCAGUCCGCUUUACUCUCACUCACUUGAACUUACUGCCAGAGGUCAAGUAUCUUUAUCACACCUGUGGUCAGCGUUUCGCUGCAUCCGAGGGCAGCAGCCAAUCAGGCUCAUGAUGAGGCAGCUGUGGGAGAAUAUUGUAUUUAGUUGAAGCGGAAGUCAAAGCGGAGGUAGAGCUGACAUUACAUUUUUCUAACCACUUUUAUUUUAGGCUUUAAUACCACAAAGGAAGCAGCAUUUUCACUUCAUUCAGCCACUUGGUCCACAGAACAGUUCACUCUGAGCAACACGGGUCACAUAUCGUCAAUACACUGGGAUCAUAAUCCGCACUUCUGCGCCAGAGAGAUGUGUCUGUGGUGCCACGUGGUUUCAGUGACAGCAGUGACACCAGCCUUCACACAAUGACAACGCAGAGCUUCUCUUUCACAAAUAAAACCUUCCCUACGUUCAGUAAAAUCACAUUGAGCUAACAGAACAGACGGUUUAAAGAAAGACCUCUCUGAAUUAAGAGUCAUUUUGGUUAAUAUUUUCUGCAGAUGUUCAGAGAGCUGCCUUCAGUGGUUACUUUUCCACUCGACCAAGUGGAAACUUCAUCGGAGUCCAUGUUACCUGAUAGGCUCCUCCACAGCGUGCUGUAAUUCAGAACUUUUUUUUUUUUCAGGAAAUUAAAUCACACGAUUUGCGACAGUUGCUCAUUUACAUCUCUGCUCUGCUGCCCUGUGGCGCGCCAAUGCCACCUAAAGAGAAACUCCCACAAGCUGAAAUUUUAAUGAUGUGGCUGUAAGUUAAAAUCAAGUGUUUACUGUGACACGACAUUCAAUAUAAAGUCACUCGGGCACCGCUGAGCGUCUCCCGCGCCGCGCAGCUCUUGUGUUGAAGCAACAGGCGGAAAAGUGCAGAGGGAAGAGAGUCCGUGCUGAACCUUAUUGCUACAAUAUCUCCCCCCUCACUUCUACAGGGUCGCACUCUGUGUCCAUAAGUUGUUUUGCCCGAUAGGACAGCACCACGCACAGGACGCGCGCGGUGGACACCUUUACGCGCAGCGGCAGUUGUGUAGAUGAGAGGAGGUUGAUGCAAGAGGAAAGAGGGCGGUCAAAGUGUGACGGCGAACGCCGCGCUCUGGCAACUCAACGCCUGGUAGACGGCAUCUAGCACGUGUACUUUAUUGUUCGUCCAGGGCACGGCUCACGGCAGAGGACACGCAUGCUUGAAAAGACCAACGAGCACUUGAUGCCCGCUUCGGUGAUGCCAUGCCCCGGAACCACAGCGGCGAAGAAGGCGGCACUGGGCUCUGGAUGAGGACAUCGCCGGGGCACCGUACCGAAGGCUACGGUUUGAAAGAUGUGGAGUCCGGACGGAAGAUGAUGAACAACGCUGGAGACGGCUUGCUGUCAGCCUCCACCGCCGCAGGUGCUGCCGGCUCCGAGAGCCUGAGGGGCAAGCAGGGAGCCCGGCUCAGCCUGCUGGGGAAGCCGCUCAUAUACAGCGCUCAGAGCGGCCGGAGAAACGUGCGGUACCGGCGGCUCCAGAACUACCUGUACAACGUGCUGGAGAGACCGAGAGCCUGGGCGUUCAUCUACCAUGCGUUUGUGUUCAUCUUGGUCUUCAGCUGCCUGGUGCUCUCAGUGUUCUCAACCAUCCCGGCUCAUCAGGACUUCUCCUCCCACUGUCUCCUCAUCCUGGAGUUUGUGAUGAUUGUGGUGUUUGGGUUGGAGUACAUCAUCCGUAUCUGGUCGGCAGGAUGCUGCUGUCGCUACAGAGGAUGGCAGGGACGACUGCGCUUCGCCAGAAAGCCCUUUUGUGUCAUAGACAUCAUCGUGUUGAUAGCGUCGGUGGCGGUGGUGUCAGCCGGCAGUCAGGGCAACAUCUUUGCCACCUCGGUCCUGCGGAGCCUUCGUUUCCUGCAGAUCCUACGUAUGGUGCGGAUGGAUCGGAGAGGAGGCACCUGGAAGCUGCUGGGAUCUGUGGUGUACGCACACAGCAAGGAGCUGGUAACUGCCUGGUACAUCGGCUUCCUGGUUCUCAUCUUCUCUUCGUUCCUCGUUUACCUUGUGGAGAACAAGUUCAACAAGGAGUUUGCCACCUACGCUGAUGCCUUGUGGUGGGGCACGAUCACCCUGACAACCAUUGGCUAUGGGGACAAGACACCAAAGACGUGGACAGGACGGAUGCUGUCUGCGGGGUUCGCCCUCUUGGGCAUCUCCUUCUUUGCCUUGCCAGCAGGUAUUCUGGGAUCGGGCUUUGCCCUGAAGGUCCAAGAGCAGCACAGACAGAAGCACUUUGAGAAAAGGAGAAACCCAGCCGCCUACCUUAUCCAGUGUGUUUGGCGUAGUUAUGCGGCUGAUGAGAACUCGGUUUCCAUUGCUACCUGGAAGCCUCACUUGAAGGCGUUGCAUACCUGCAGCCCUACAAAGAAGGAGCAGGGAGAGUCAACGACAAGUAAAAUUCAUAGUAAUAAACAGAAGCUACUGAGGAGGUGUACCACUCGGAAACAUAGCCAGAAGUUGAGCUUCAAGGAGCGGGUGAGGAUGGCAAGCCCCCGAGGUCAGAGCAUCAAGAACAGGCAGACGUCUUCUGUGAAUGACCGGCGGUCACCGGUGGCUGAGGCCGGAACAGAGGGCACCAGCCCGGCUAAGGUACAGAAGAGCUGGAGCUUCAAUGACCGCACGCGCUUCAGACCUUCACUCCGCCUUAAGAGCCAAUCCCGCUCCACCACUGAUGCAGACUCCAACAUGACAGGGGAGGACGGCUUCGAUGAGAAGGGUUGUCACUGUGAGAUCUCAGUGGAGGACUUGCUGCCCUCAGUCAAGUCUGUCAUUAGAGCUGUCAGGAUUAUGAAGUUCCAUGUAGCCAAGAAAAAGUUUAAGGAGACGCUGCGUCCUUACGAUGUGAAGGAUGUGAUUGAACAGUACUCGGCCGGUCACCUGGACAUGCUGUGUCGCAUCAAGAGCCUGCAGACCAGGUUGGACAUGAUUGUAGGCCCACAGCCCCUGAGCAGCAGAGCCAAGACCUUUUCCUCCCCCUCCCUCCCUUUCUAUUACAGCCAGGGCAGAAAGAACUCCACUCAGGGAGUGGACCAAAUCCUUGGGAAGGGCCAGAUCCCUCUGGAUAAGAAGAUUCGAGAGAAGCUGCUGUCUGAUGGCGAUAUAUUAGAGGACAUGAGCAUGCUGGGUCGCGUCUGUAAGGUGGAGCGGCAGGUCCAGUCGAUUGAGUCGAAGCUCGACUCCCUGCUCGACAUAUAUCGGCAGGUUCUGCGUAAAGGCUCGUCUUCUGCCCUCACGCUCUCUUCUCUGCCCCUGUUUGAGCUGGAGCAGACCUCUGACUACAACUCCUCCGUCUUCAGCAAGGACUUGUCCUGCUCCACCCAGGUCAGCAGCAGCGGAGCGCCUCCCCCUGGUGGCUGUGUCACACACUCCACCGCCAACUCCCACCUUUCCCAGGGCGGACUCCACCUCAUCCUGGCACCACCCAAUGAGCUCAACCUCAAUCUCAAUGUCUCCUCUACCACAUCUCCCUCAGGCCUUGCUUCUUCCUCUUUUAGUCCAUCACCACUGCCCCAUCAUCAUCAUCAUCACCACCACCAUCAUCAUCCUCAUCAUCCCUACCAUCAUCAUACCCAGGCUCAGGCCACCACGCCUGAAAGUGGAACUGAUGAGGCCGUGGGGAGCUCCCCGCCCAUCCUCACCCCAAAUAGCAUCAGCAGUGGAGUGGGUGGAGGAGUAGGAGACAGAGGCUUUCCUCUGCUGCCGAGGCUUCCACCACCACUCCCUCCCAGCCGAAGCGGUGGCCCAAGCAACUUGGUGCAAGUGACGUCCACAGAGGCAUCCCCUGACAUAGAGGACUUUUGUGGAGGUCUAGGGACAAAGAUGGAGGACAGCAGUGUCAGGGAGGACCUAGGCCUUGGGUUGGGGCUGGGAAGACUCGGGCAGCAGCUAAAGAGCAGCACCAACAGCAAUGGCAGGCUAAACACUAAGGAGGAGGGCUCCUGGAGGAGGCAUAUGAGCCUGGAGCUGGAGCCCCUGGUGCCGCAAGCCCUGGGGUGCUGCUCUGGCCCCAGGCAGACGGACCGAGGCUUGGGCAAGUCCAUGUCAGUGCAGGACCUGAUGCAGGCACCUCCAGGGGCUGUCCAGGACUCCCACCACACCUACAGCAGGCCAUCUCCAAGUCCCAGUACAAGCAGUGACUCCCCCAUUGGCUUCCACAGCUGUAGCCAAGAUCCUGGGGGAGGAGGGGGUGGUGGUGGUGUAGGCAGGAGUGGUGGAGGCGGAUGGGGUGAGGAGGACCUCUUUAUCAGUGACAGAGACAUAGAGGCACAGGGAUUUUGCUUCCUGUCACAGGGGACUGCUGAGUCCCACCGCUACUCCUCUGAGCUCCUGAGGACGAGGGGCAGGGCAGGGUCCCGGGGCUCUAACCAUAGCCCGGCCACUGCCCACCCAUCCUCACCCCCUGCAGGCAGCACCGAAUUGCUGAACAUGCCGCACGUACGGCUAAAAUAGACCCAGCUACAAAUUUGGAAGGCACGUAAAUCUCACCUCACGGAGACGGAUUUUAUCCUUUUUUGGAUGGAGCGGGAGAGUGGGACUGUAUCAAGGGGUACUUUUUUUUUUUUAUUCUUUUUUUUUUUAUUUUGUCAAUUUUCAUUUGAACCAUUUGAUAAGAAUCACAGUAUUUUCAUACAGGCUGAUCACAUGUCGUUGCACGAGUCACUCUUUGUUUUAAAGUAUGAUGGACACAUCUGAGAUAAAGAUGGGGCCUUGUAAAAGAACGCAGAGAGAACACAGACCCCAAAAACCUGUGAAACCAACUAAACUUGGCCCCAUUAAGACAGUUGGUUGAUAUAUGACCUUGAGACACCGCAUGAACACUGCAUGUUUUCAGUCCUAGGUACUCAGAUUAGCAAGAUACAGUUUACACAGAAGACGUGGACACCUAACAUCUAAUAUCGUUGUUUAUUUACCUUUUUAGUGGCCUUUAAUGAACACCAUUUCCCAUAAACUCUAAACAUUCGCAGGCAAAAUCUCACAGCUUAAAAGAAGAGGCAGGUCCACGAGUGAGUUGAAGGGUUGCAGCAAGUUCAAACCAUGGAUGUAGUAACAGCAGGAGAGAGAGAGAGGAGUGGAAGCUGUAGAGGUUUUACACAGUAGAGAACUACAAUAUUGAAAGAAUGAAUUUAGAAGAUAGCAUUGGUGAGUUUUAUGGAUGGACAAAACCAAGUCACAAUGAUGAUGGAGUCCCUGUUUUAGCUUUAUUUCAGGAGAGCUGUAGUCUUUUAACGUGACGUGCCAGAUGGUUUGUCACACAGAACCGUCUGGGGAGGCUUGUUUGGAAACUGUUUCAGGGCAGGCGCUUUCAAGAAAUACUUUGUAGGUGAUUAGAUGAACUGUCUAUCAGAAGCUAAUCUCCAACCAGUCAGAUUCUACACCGUUCCCAUUUUUUUCUCUGCCACCAGAGCCAGUCGGUAAAUCAAGCUCAACAAUCAAGCACGAAACAUCUUCUCCAUCGAGAGACUUCAAUGGCGUUCUUUGUUCUUCUUUCAGUUUUCGGGAUCGGGUUGGGUCAGUGAGGGCUUAUUGCAUAUUGUGAUUGGCCAGUGAGCCUAGUCCCAGCACACGCUCUCAUACACACCUCAAAUGAAAGGCAUACAGAGAGGACCAGCCAAGAGACGAACUAUGGAUUUUUUGAUGGUCCACUGAGCCACCAAUGCGGUGCGAUGGCCAGUCCGACGGUGACAGGUCUGUUGUCAAUGUGUUUGUGAGACAGAGAGAGCCGGGCAAGGAGCGCCUGAACGAAUCAAUGGGCUGCGCACAGCUCCGCUCUAAUGAAAUAAGAUUUUAGCCAUUUGGAAUAGUUUUUUUUUUUUUUUUUUUUUUUUUUUUUAAAGAAAAUCAAUAUGUGAUGGUCUAUGUUGAUAUUGUGGCAGGCAACCACAAAUAAAUCAAUGUAUGGGAAACUCUGCUCACUAUUGCCAAAUGUUUCAUUCUCUGUUCUUGCCACUAUACCUAUUUUAUUUCCAAAACAUUUCAGAAAACCAAAUUAACUCCUUAUGUUUAUAUCCUAAAAUAAUACAUCUCAUUACUGUCCUCAACCACUGACUUUGGUUGCCCCAAGUCUUUAAAAGGUACCACAUCAUGAAACAGUGAACAUGCAAGUUUUAGCUCCUAAACUACAGUUCAUUUAUACUUAAAACGUUUUCUGCAGUCUCCGGCAUCCACUGGUUUUCAUUCAUUUCCAUACAGUAAAUGAAUUAGCAGAGUAAUUAGUAAUAGUGAACGUCAGAUCAUUUUUGUCAGUUUUGCAUUUCGGAGUAUCGGAGUUUUGCAGUUUAAGCACAGAUAGUUCUGUCAAGUGUCCUUCGCAUGCCAUAACAAUGAAGUCAUUAACAGAAAUUAAUUAAAACAAGUUUCUGCCAACAGAUGUUUAUAUUACACUGCAAACAAUAUCAAAUUUAUGAAACAGCAUGUGAUUUGUAGUAAAUAUGCUAAAACAUGCAAAACCGCAGGAUUGGUCCCUUUCAGUUAAACUUUCAAUUGGCGUAUCUUAUUUUGCCAAACAUAAUAACCUGUAACUGAGGAGAACAGCAGGAAAGACCAGACAGUCAGUGCUGCUGUAGCUGCCAAAUAUCUGGAUGCUUACCGAAGCCACUUGUGCCAAGUCAGCUCCGGUAUGAGGUGCAUCAUGUUGAAAGCACAUGCACACAUGUAUACACCUGUAUAUGCACAUGUACAGAUAAGAAUGCCCAUUACACGCACAGCUGUGCAGCUGUUACAUUACAUGUCCAUUAUGCUGUGGAGAAUUUUAGGCACAGUCCAGAGGAGAGAACAGGAAGCAGCUGUUGCUUACUUCACACACCGACCGGUGUCCAGCUGACAACAGCCGUGGAUUGAAACACAUCUUGAAUGUCAUUUCUUGGUUUAAAGGACAGUUUAUGUUAAUUUGUUUCUUAUCAAAGCACUUCAUAUUGGUUCAGAAUCAGACUCAAUGAAAGAAAUAUUCAGAAAUCUAACUUUGUAUUACAUUUAUCUUUUCACCACCGUUUCUACCUAAAAAGAAGGUAUGCUAUUUAAAUUACAAUCAAUGUUUGCUUUUUUUGCUUUUUUUUUUUUUUUACCUGUAAUGUUGGAUUAUUUUUGCUUGCUGCAAUGGAAUGAAAUGGUCUCACUGCAGAAUGUAUUGCUUAUUUCAUUAUUAAUAUGAGCAGAACAUCUAUUUCUCGAACUGCCGAGCAGUGACAUCGAAUAGACUAAUGACCAACUUCCUCUCCCUGUUGCAUGGUGAAGAAUCAAGUGCAUCAGGUAAGGUUAAGUGGUUUUCUCAAGUUGUAGGAAAAUAAUGACAGCACCACAAAUGCAGGUAGAAACUACUCAUAAAGCAUUCAAAGCCUCGCUGGUGAAUUAUCACCUGUAGCUAGCAGUAGAUCAGUAAAUUCUUAAGACUUAAAACCAGAUUAUAUGAAGGAGGCCUGGGUCAGUUUGUUUUAAAGAAGUGGAUUUUACUUUCCUUAAGAUAUUUAAAUAUACUUUGCAUGAAGGGGUUGUCAUAUCCAAACCUAUUUAUACCUGAGAGUUAAUGCCACAUCAUCAAGACAAAUCACUAUUUAUGGUUCAAAUUGACUGCAGUGAAAGUAAAAACAGAUCCCAGCUCUGCGGUCUAGUAAAAAGCUGCAGUACAUCCAGUAUAUUGGUGCCUUGCUUUUGUGGUACAUAUUCAUCUCCAUAUCUACAAUUUCCUGAGAAGCGCAUUGGGUUCCUCUGAACAGAAAUGGUUGCACUGUCUCCAUUUUCUCUCCCUGUAAAUGUUCCAACUUGAGGCAUUACACAGUUUUCUUAUUCAGCGAGCGUUUUGCUACAGGGCGUAAAACAGGCAUUUGACAUGUUACCAUUCUCUCAUUUCUUUUAAUUUAUUUAAAAAUGUGCACAUAUUUACACACUAGUAAUAAUCUGAGAUUUAUGAAGCCUGUAAUGUAAUGAAAUGCAAGUGGACUUUUAUUCUCAUUCAUCAAUAAAGGAAAUUCUACGAAGA
Molecule: messenger RNA, 8315 nt
Organism: Seriola aureovittata
Lineage: Eukaryota; Metazoa; Chordata; Actinopteri; Carangiformes; Carangidae
Product: potassium voltage-gated channel subfamily KQT member 5-like
Exons: 16
Coding region: 1547-4792 (1081 amino acids)
Biological process (GO): transmembrane transport; potassium ion transport
Cellular component (GO): membrane
Molecular function (GO): voltage-gated potassium channel activity
Source: RefSeq, a predicted model, not a curated record